AUGAACUCAUCACAGUUGACUCUACUUGAAGAGUUAAGUGAUCUAAGCGAUAUAGAGGAUCCAACUGCCGUUGAUAAACUUCUUUUUAAUUUAGAUCAGCACAUUCAUGAUGAUGUCACGCUGUCAGAUAAUUUAUUACAGGAUGAUACUGAAGCUACUGAAAGCAAUCAGAGAUCUGUGAUUAGGUCGAAUGGUGGAGUUGAUCUUUUGAUCGAUAGGGGUUGGACUUGGUUGGAAUUUUGUGGUUGCUCGUACCUUUUCAAGCAUCGAUUAGAUUAUGCAGGAUGUUCGGAAUUUGGUCAUUUUGGAUUGAGGCACUCGCUGGAUUUAUGGUUUUGCCCGCAGUUUGUGCAGAUAAGGAAACGUAGUCUGCACUCCUAUAUGUUUGUUACGGAAGCAGAACAUUUAGCACCAAUAUCUCCGUAA
Messenger RNA from Diabrotica balteata, 426 nucleotides. NCBI's taxonomy places the organism in Eukaryota, Metazoa, Arthropoda, Insecta, Coleoptera, Chrysomelidae. The record is from the annotation of a GenBank genome assembly.